CAGCUGCUUUGCCAGGGAAGCCAAGUGGUCAAACCUUUCAGUGAAGAUUACAGAGGAAGAUAUAAGGUUUGGCUAAGGAGGGGUUUAGAUAAGAAGGGGGACUGAGGUAGGAAAAGGUGGGAUUAGGGAGGGUUAUAGAUAAGGAAGGAGGGAUUGAGGUGGGACUUAGAUAAGAAGGGGAAGAGGGAGGGCUUAGGAAGGGCUUUAGAUAAGGAAGGAGGGAUUGAGGUGGG
Geodia barretti is the source of this 233-nucleotide messenger RNA. NCBI's taxonomy places the organism in Eukaryota, Metazoa, Porifera, Demospongiae, Tetractinellida, Geodiidae. The record is from the annotation of a GenBank genome assembly.